This is a messenger RNA of Echinostoma caproni, 636 nucleotides long. Lineage: Eukaryota; Metazoa; Platyhelminthes; Trematoda; Plagiorchiida; Echinostomatidae. The record is from the annotation of a GenBank genome assembly.
AUGGCUGGAUCUCAAAUCUUAGUGUUUAAGUCAGGCCAGGGACAGCGACUUAAAUCCUUGCACCGCUUAGAACUGGAACGGCCGAUGUGUCAGACCACCACCAUCACCACCACCACCACCACCACCACCACCACNCACCACUACUACUACUACUACUACUCACAGAAAACCCAGUUUUAUCCUCCAGAUCAGAGACCGGGAUGUUUGUAUGCUCACUGCUUCUUCUCCCAGCCGUCGGGCGAGAACACGGUGGACUAUUCUGUGAUUGACAAGACCGGUGACUGGCGGUUGUCACUCGAGUCGGUUUUGUUUCGGGAACCGGGGCGAGAUAGAAUCCGAAAUUGUCAUUGGGAAACUUUAUGGAAUGGUAUCUGCAAGAUGAAUUCAUUCAUUAAUCAUAAAUUUAAAAAAGAAUACAUUUUCAGUGCAUUUGGUCUUGGAAUUUCUGAUGAAACGUUGCUGUCUUUUAGGAAAAUGCUCACGGAUAUGACAUUCGUUAUCCCAGAAUAUGUGGUUAACAACGAGGUGGUUAAGGAUCUUGGUGCACCACGACAUCUCAAAAUUCACCCCGUUUUGACCAUCCUCACAGAUAAACAAUUGCUUAUGUACGCCAAAUUCCUUAUUAUUCCAUUGUAA